Lobosporangium transversale is the source of this 1568-nucleotide messenger RNA. Its product is annotated as mitochondrial carrier domain-containing protein. The record is from RefSeq and is a predicted model, not a curated record. The transcript has a single exon. Gene Ontology annotation, biological process: mitochondrial ATP transmembrane transport; mitochondrial ADP transmembrane transport. Gene Ontology annotation, molecular function: ATP:ADP antiporter activity. The coding region runs from base 69 to 1490 and encodes 473 amino acids. NCBI's taxonomy places the organism in Eukaryota, Fungi, Mortierellomycota, Mortierellomycetes, Mortierellales, Mortierellaceae. Gene Ontology annotation, cellular component: mitochondrial inner membrane.
AUCACACAAUAGCAACCACGUCUUCCUCUUUUAAAAUUAUACUUGACCCUCAUCACAAUUUUAAAGAAAUGUCUAUCACCGGUUCUCACGCCCUUGGCCUUGGACUCACAGGCCCGCUGGUCUUUAAUAUCCUUACAGCUCCUGCUGAUCGUAUCAAACUGCUUCUGCAAGUCCAGGAUGAAAUCAUCCAUAACUUGCGUGAGGAGUCUUUAAACGUACACACACACCUUCAUCCUAAUUCUCACUGUAAUAAUAACAGUAAAAGCAACAAUGAUAAUGUAGCUGUAGAUUCAAUACACUCUAACCUUCCGUCGGAUGAAGUAAUGGACCAGAUGCUAUCACUUAACGUCUCGAGCCCUUAUCAAAGAAUAAACAACAAGGAGGAUAAUGGCUACAUUGAACAAGAGGGGCAAGGCGAUGAGGAGAACAACGAGCCACGGUCCAUUAUCAUGCCCUAUGCUCAAUUGCCCUAUACAAGCAUACAAGACUGUGCCGAGCGCCUGGUUGAGAAAGAAGGUCUACGGUCGCUCUGGCGAGGCUGUAGCGCUGAGGGUGCUCGGCUCAUCAUUCAGACAAAGAUAGAGGCCUGUCUUCAACGUAAUCAAUUUGGCUUUCACAGAUGUCUCUCUCACUGCAAUACAACGACUUAUGGUGGCAGUGCUGCUUGGAUUCUAGGAACAGCUAUCAAUGGCACUAUAGUGAGCGCAGUGGCUCUUCUUGCAGUCUACCCACUAGCAGUCUUACGAACCAAAAUGGCAACUGAUAUAGUCAGACGGACAAAGUCAAUCAAAGAGAAGCCUUCUCAAGGCUGCACGGCGUUCUUGGGUGCUGAUGACACUAGGAUACCCUCUGCUUGCAACAAUAAUUUGGAAUUGUUUUCAACAGCGCCAUCAACCUCAUCAACAUCAACAAACUCGCCUCUUUCUACUCUUGAUCUCGAAGAAAUAGAAUGGGUCGAAGAGGGCUCUCAGCAAGCACAGGAGAUGUUAAAAGGCUCGACUCCGGAUCUCAAUAUUGUCAAUUCCAUCACCUCUGCCACCACUAUUGCAUCAAACCAAGGUCGUGAAUAUGUUCUCUCAUAUAAGUACUCAAGUCUUUGCGAGGCAAUUCAGGUGACCAUUUCAACAGAAGGCUUUUUUGGACUCUACAAAGGAUUCUCUACAGCCCUUGUCAACAUAUUUGUAUCGCGCGUUGGGUUCUUGACUAUCUACCGCACAGCGAUGCCAGCACUUCUUCAGUCCAAGAACUCAUCACAUUUAGGCUCAUUACUCUUAAUGUUGAGUGUAUCAUCCAUCAUCCAUUUGAUGGUUUAUCCGUUGAGCACCGUUUGUCAUCGUAGGAUGAUUGCCGCCCCCGGCCGCUUUUCCAGCUCGUGGGAUGCAGUGAAACAAAUUGUGAAAAAGCAUGGAUGGAAGGCCCUCUACAAAGGAUGUGAGGCUGCCAUAGUACGAAGUGCUGCCAUAAGUAUUCUGGCCAGCUUUUUUCUUUAAAUCUACUGCUAAUAAACCUUGCUCAUGUCUAAAUCACAAUCCGUACAAUAAAUGGAUAAUCAAUAAAGCGCUAUGCCC